ACACUCACACCCAAUACAUGCCGACGAGAAGAGCAAUUUGAUGCCGUCGCUGCUCGGCGCACCUAAUAAUCGUUUAAGAGUUGUCCUACUCUUUCUGUUCAUUUUCUUUUUGUACGUCUGGAAUCGUAGAGAAGCAUCGUAUUCUGAUGAGAUUCGGAGGAAGGAUGAGCAAGUGGAAAUGUUGCAGAAAGAGCACGCAAGUGCUCUCGAAAAGUUGAGGGUAAUCUGGCUGCACAAAAAGAAGAUCGAGGCUGAAUUACAAUCCCGCCACGCCGAAUCAACCAAAUUUUUAAGCAAAAUUAAAUUAAAAGAGUCAGAAAUUUACGGGUUGAAGACAAAACAAGAAACGUGCCAGAAGGAGUUGACGGAUUGUCAGACUUUAAAAGAAGAGCCAAAAGAGCAAAAAAAAGAAAACAAUAAAAACGAUGAAAAUUCGAAGAAAACAAUCGAAAAAUAUGAACAAGAAAUUGCGGGUCUCAAAGAGAAAAUUGAAGGUUUGGAGGAGAAGGUGAAGAAUAAUUAUUCGGAUGAAAAUUCUAGCUUGAAGGAGGAACUGAAACAGUGCGAAACGAGGAUCAGGCAGUUGACAGGGGGAGGAGCCAUCGAGCAUUACUCGCAAAAUGAGACGGCACAUUUCAGCAGGAAUCAGAAGGCUGAUGAACCAUUGUUCUUCGAUCGAGGUAACAUUCAACAUCACAUCCCGCAAAAGUUGUUAUUGGGACGAGAAUUGGUGCAGACACUGGAAGAGGCAAAAGUGAAAAAGUUGGAGGAGAGAGAACAAAUGGACAAGCAUCCACAGGAUCGCGAUAAUAAAGAUAAAGAGGUCAACGAGCAGCCGGACAAUGAGGAGCAGGAUUAUAAAGAGCACUAGGAGCAUUCCAGUUGGAACUUUAUUUUGAAAUUCAGGGUUUUUUUCUCAAAUUGCAUUUUUCUGUAUAAGCACACAUCAAAUGUAUUAUCAUUACAUAUUUUAAUUUAUAAAAUUCAAAUUUCUAUUGCAAUAAAUUGUAUUUU
This is a messenger RNA of Caenorhabditis elegans, 1014 nucleotides long. RefSeq lists its product as uncharacterized. The record is from RefSeq and is marked reviewed. NCBI's taxonomy places the organism in Eukaryota, Metazoa, Nematoda, Chromadorea, Rhabditida, Rhabditidae.